Messenger RNA from Durusdinium trenchii, 1579 nucleotides. NCBI's taxonomy places the organism in Eukaryota, Dinophyceae, Suessiales, Symbiodiniaceae. The record is from the annotation of a GenBank genome assembly.
GAUGGGCGAGGAACGUCCCAGGAAGCUGUCCUUCAUCGAUUGUUCGAUGGACCAGAUCGGAACGGCCAUCACCUCCGAAUGGACGGAUUGGAAGUUCAAUGGUCAGUUCUGGUCCACCAUCCUCACAGGGGAACCGCCUAUGGAGUUCCGCCUCAUCGGCAACAGGACCUUGGAGUUCUGGAUUCGCUGUUACAACAGGUGGCAAGACUUGGGGAGAAAGAGCAAGUCGAAGGCUCCCGGCAAGGUCGACGGCCUCGAAUUGGAGAUGAUCCUGAACUUCCCAAGACAUCGACUAAAGGACAUUUGUAAGCUUUUUGAUCCGGCAGGUUACAAGCGCUUGGAGUCCGAGGGGAUCUCUGGACCUGCGCUGGCCAGGAUGAAAGUCUCCAUGGUGAGCCUUUUCACCGCGGGAGUGUUGCUCUCGCAGCUCAUUGCUCCGAAGGACAAGCUGCGCUUCAUCUUCGGCUUGGCGGAUCAUGAUGACAGCCGGACGCUGGACGAGAUGCAGUUCGUGAACUUCAUCACCGCCUUUGUGCGGGGGUUAGGCUCAGCCUUUGGGCUGAUGAGCAAGGAGUCCAUGAUGCCGUCCCUGGAGGUCAUCCGUGAGCUGGGACGGCGGCUCUACGACCGGAUCUCGGCCAAGGCAGCGGAGCGGCUGAUGUCCAUGUCGCAGAGCAGCGAAGUGACCCGAGACAUGCUCAUCAAGGCCAUCAAGGAGCGGCAAGCGAAGCUGGAGAGGGCCCAGAGUUUAGAGGUGGACGAGGUCAACGGUCUCCCGAAAUAUGGCGAGAAUGUGCCCUUGCGGCAAGUCAUCAACUACAAGGUCGUCGAGGCCUGGUGCUUCCGGGAGUUCAAGGACCCUCUGGCCUUGCCUUAUGCUCUGGCCAUCGAGCGCUUCUGUGCGCGCGGCAGCGGCGCGGAUUUGUACCACCUCAAAUCAGAGGAGUGGUUCCUCUCACACAGCGAGGUCGUGGAGGUUCCUCAAGAGGAGUUGGAGACCUCGCGCGAGGUGAAGCUGCCCGACCGGUGGCAGGUGCUCUUCGUCCGGGAUGUCUACGAGCUCUGUGUCGAGGAGGGCAGCUUCCAGCUGACUUUCUCCGAGACGGAGUACGGUCUCCGGCGGCCCUUGACGUUGGAGCUGUGGGAGUUGGUGGCGGAAGCCAUGCAUAAGACCAUGGACGAUGUUCGAGGGCAGCCGACCUUCAUCCAGUUCCUGAAGAAGGCCUUCCCGGGCGCCAAAGCGAAGCACCUCUCCACCUUCGAGUCCUGGUGUCAACAGUACGACGACCUUCAGAAGCGAGGCCAUGAGAUGGACCUCCUCACGGAGGCUGCCGAGCUCUUCGCCAAGAAGAGCAGGAUGCCCGUCCUGCCGGCCGACGACCAGGCUCGCCUGGAACGGGAGUUCGAGCAGAUGGACGUGGAGGGCACCGGCUUCGUGGAGGUGGCGGCCAUCGAGCGGCACUGGGGCUGGGACGACGAGCAGACGCGGAACAUCAUCGCCAAGUGCCCGGGGCGAAAGGGAACCGCGCUCCGACCGAAAGGGUUGAACCCUGCGACCGAUGAGACCCGAGACCCAUGA